AUGGCGGUGACCGCGCGGCUCGGCGCCGUCGUGGCGUGCGUCGUCUUGGCGGCCGUGGCGGUGGCGCCGCGGCGGGCGGCGGGGAUCCUUGACCCGGUCGACUUCCUGGCGCUGCAGGCCGUGUGGCGGUCGCUGGACGACAUGCCCGGCUCCGAGUUCUUCGACGGCUGGGACUUCACCGCCGAUCCAUGCGGGUUUCCCGGCGUGUUCUGCGACGGGGACCGGGUGGCGGCACUCGCGCUCGGCGACCCCGGGCGGGGUCUCCGGGGCUGA
Messenger RNA from Miscanthus lutarioriparius, 273 nucleotides. NCBI's taxonomy places the organism in Eukaryota, Viridiplantae, Streptophyta, Magnoliopsida, Poales, Poaceae. The record is from the annotation of a GenBank genome assembly.